Molecule: messenger RNA, 1629 nt
Organism: Rhodofomes roseus
Lineage: Eukaryota; Fungi; Basidiomycota; Agaricomycetes; Polyporales; Fomitopsidaceae
Exons: 14
Coding region: 1-1629 (542 amino acids)
Source: RefSeq, a predicted model, not a curated record
AUGUCGUCUGAACCUACGCCCAGAGCUCCUGCACCCGCGUAUGAUGAAGCAGAGAAGGGUGCUCUACCUGACAUCCACUCUCGGCCCAUCGAAGUCACGUUCAAGGACGAGAAGAAAGAUCUUACGGUCGCUCAAGUCAUUCCCGUGCCCGAGAAGAAGGAUACCCCGGCGCCCCCUCCUGCUAAGCCUGCUGGCAAACCAGCGAAGAGGAAUGUCCCUAAAUGGAUCAUUUGGGUCCUUUGGUACGAUAUGUAUCGGAAGCUCUUCACGAUCACGUUUUCCGUGAACAUCAUCUUGUUCGGUUUCGCUGUGUCGGGCCACUGGCCGUAUGCCUACAGAUAUGGCGGCGCCAUGGCUAUCGGCAACUUCAACGUCUCCGUCCUCGUACGGAACGAGAUCUUCGGGCGGUGCUUGUACGGCUUUGUGAACGCAUGCUUCGCAAAGUGGGCACCGUUGUGGUGGCGGCUGGGCUGCACGUCUGUCUUGCAGCAUCUGGGUGGAAUCCACUCCGGUUGCGCCGUCUCUGGUGUGAUCUGGCUGACUCUGAGAACCGUCCAUGUAUACGUGGACCAUGCCAUCUACCCCAACGCACUACUGGCCUGGGCAGUCAUAGCGAACCUCUCUCUCUUCAUUACGAUGGUUGCUGGCUUCCCAUGGGUACGUAACUCUCAUCACAAUGUGUUCGAGCGUUGGCAUCGUUUCAUGGGCUGGACCGGUCUCUUUUCGUCCUGGAUCUUCGUUCUUCUAGGGGAUCUGUACAAUGAACCGACAAGGACAUGGAACCUGAACGGCGUUCACAUCGUGCGGCAGCAGGACUUCUGGUAUGUGAUGGGCAUGACUCUCUGGAUCGUCCUUCCUUGGAUCUGCACGCGGCGCGUGAAGAUCGACAUCGAGCUGCCAUCCAACAAAGUCGCAGUCAUUCGUUUUGAACGUGGGAUGCAGCAAGGUCUCUUGGGUCGUGUCAGCAGGAGUGCUGUGAAGGAAUAUCACGCCUUCGGUAUCAUUUCAGAAGGCCCGCAUUCCAAGUAUCAUUACAUGGUGUGCGGUGUCCAAGGUGACUUCACGCGGAGUCUUGUCAACGAUCCUCCGCAAUACAUAUGGACGCGAGAGCUGAAGUUGGCUGGUGUCUCGAACACGUCGAAGCUCUACAGGCGGGGCAUUCGUAUUUGCACGGGAACUGGUAUUGGUGCAGCCCUAGCGACCUGUAUUCAGUCGCCUUACUGGUACCUCAUCUGGAUCGGCUCAGACCAGGAGAAGACGUUCGGGCCUACGAUCAGCGGUCUGAUCAACAGGAACAUCGAGCCUGAACGAUAUCUCCUCUGGGACAGUAAGGUGCGAGGAGGUCGGCCUGAUACACGGAAGAUCCUGAGGGAGGUGUACCACUCCUAUAAGGCUGAAGGCGAGUCUCUUCGGUGCCUCGUGUUCAUCACCUCCAAUAUGCAAGGAAACUCCGAGAUGAUGCAAGCGUGCAAGAUGGAGAAGAUUCCGUGCUUCGGAACGCUCUGGGACUUCGUGAGUGUAAAAGCUCUUCAGGAUAGCAAGAUAUUGACUGCAAACGACAAUUCAGUGAUUAUGCGCUGCCAUGACACCACGAUUCUCUUAGACGUCAUUCCUUACUACGAUAUAUAG